Molecule: messenger RNA, 1104 nt
Organism: Opisthocomus hoazin
Lineage: Eukaryota; Metazoa; Chordata; Aves; Opisthocomiformes; Opisthocomidae
Source: RefSeq, a predicted model, not a curated record
AUGAAGACCUGGAUCCUACUUGUCGGGGCAGGAAUGGCCCUGGGCUGCGUGUCUGGCAAAGGGAGCUUCGUCACUCCUGACGCUGCCAGCGGGCUGCAGCUGGUGGUUCAGAAGCAGCUGACUCCCCUCGGGAUUAACGACCUGUCCACGGCCUCUGACUCCUGCAGUGGACGCUGCGAGGAGCCCUACAGCAAGGAGGACGAGUGCCACUGCGACGCCGAGUGCGAGAGGUACCACAACUGCUGCGAGGAUUACUACCGGCACUGCCAACCCGGUGAGCAUCCCCGGGCGACGGGGGAGGGUUUCUCCAGCAGUCGAGACGCCAUCACCGACGAGGAACUCCUGCACGUCUCAGAGGAGCUUUACAAGGCGGACCACAACAAAGCCCAGCCAACCGACAUCACCAUCAACCCCCAGUACCAGGCCUCCGACGACGAGACGGGCAACCAGGAGGAUCGCUCCCCGCAGCCGCUCUACAAAUACGUCAAUGAGAAGCUCUUCUCCAAACCCACCUACGCAAGCUUCAUCAAACUGCUGGACAACUACCAGAGGGCGACGGGCAGGGAGGAGGAGGUGACGGCGGAGGAGCUGAGGGAGCAGGACAACUUCCUUACGGAGGUGAUGAAAACCGAGCUCAUGAAGAAACUCUUCGCCUUCCUCCACAAAAAAAACCGCUAUGGCUCCGAGCAGGAGUUCGUCGCCGAUUUGAAGGAGAUGUGGUUCGGCCUCUACUCCAGAGGAGACGGCGAGCAGGACUCCAGUGGCUUCGAGCACGGCCUUUUCGGGAGAGCCCCGCGGAAAAAGAGGGGCAUCGCCAACUCCUCCAGCCACAACUUCGACGGGCCGUGGGACACCUACCCCGACGUGCUGGGGCUGCAGUUCAGCUGGGACGGCUUUUACAAGGAGGUGGGCUCUGCCUUCAUCGGCUCCAGCCCCGAGUUCGAGUUUGGCCUGUACACGUUGUGCUUCAUCGCGCGUCCUGGGAGGCUAUGUCACCUGAGCCUGGGUGGCUACAGCCUCAGCAUCCAGACCUACACCUGGACCAAGUCCACCUAUGGCAACGGCAAGAAAUACAUCGCCACCGCCUACGUGAGCUCGCCCUGA